Thlaspi arvense is the source of this 1409-nucleotide messenger RNA. The record is from the annotation of a GenBank genome assembly. NCBI's taxonomy places the organism in Eukaryota, Viridiplantae, Streptophyta, Magnoliopsida, Brassicales, Brassicaceae.
GAGAGAGAGAGCAAAAGAAAGAAAGAAAGAGAGUUGGGGAAAACACCCCUUCGGAGAGGAGCAAAGCCUCUCCUGGGGAAGAACACGUUCUUCUUUUGUUCUUAUUUUUUCAAUCCAGAUUUUGAUGAGGAAUUCAUGAAUUUGGACUGAUUAUCGAAAUUCGGGGUUUUUGUUGAGUGAUCUGUGAAGAAGGAGUCAGAGGAAGAAGAGAAAAGGGACAGAGAAAAUGUCAGACCUAGACCAGCAGAUAGAGCAGCUUAAACGCUGCGAAACUUUGAAGGAAUCGGAAGUGAAGGCUCUUUGCCUCAAAGCUAUCGAAAUUCUCGUUGAGGAGAGCAAUGUUCAAAGAGUCGAUGCUCCAGUCACUAUAUGUGGUGACAUCCAUGGACAGUUCUACGACAUGAAAGAGCUUUUCAAAGUCGGGGGUGAUUGCCCCAAGACGAAUUAUUUAUUUCUUGGAGACUUUGUUGAUCGAGGCUUUUAUUCAGUUGAGACAUUCCUACUUCUUCUAGCUCUCAAGGUUAGAUAUCCAGACCGUAUAACUCUCAUUAGAGGGAACCAUGAGAGCCGGCAAAUUACUCAGGUAUAUGGAUUUUAUGACGAGUGUCUGCGUAAAUAUGGCUCUGUAAAUGUCUGGAGAUACUGCACAGAUAUCUUUGACUACUUGAGUCUUUCAGCUCUUGUCGAGAACAAGAUAUUUUGUGUUCAUGGAGGUCUCUCCCCAGCUAUUAUGACUCUAGACCAGAUCAGGACGAUUGACCGGAAGCAAGAAGUGCCACAUGAUGGUGCAAUGUGUGAUCUUCUAUGGUCUGAUCCAGAAGAUAUCGUGGAUGGUUGGGGAUUGAGUCCUCGUGGUGCUGGAUUUCUUUUUGGCGGCAGCGUUGUAACUUCUUUUAACCAUUCAAACAACAUUGAUUACAUAUGCCGAGCUCACCAGCUAGUUAUGGAAGGUUACAAAUGGAUGUUCAAUAGCCAGAUAGUCACUGUUUGGUCUGCCCCAAAUUACUGUUAUAGAUGCGGUAAUGUAGCCGCAAUUCUAGAGCUCGAUGAGAAUCUAAAUAAGGAGUUUCGAGUCUUCGAUGCUGCCCAACAAGAAUCUAGAGGAGCUCUAGCCAAGAGACCUGCACCUGAUUAUUUCCUAUGAGACUCAAAAUGGUGGGAAAGGAAACUGGAACUCUUUCUUCUCAUUGCAGAGCAAGAAAAGUUCCCAAAUUCAUCAUUGUUUAAGAUUGUAAAAAUACAGAAGAAUCUACAAACCAUGUGUUAUCAAAGAGAUCUCUCUACACAUUCCUUUUAAAGGGUCCGUUUGAAAGUAUCCUGUAAUUUGAAAAGCUUUCUGUUUCUUUUUCUCCUUUGUGUGUACUGCUACUUUUACGAAAAGAAUAUAGAAAAAAAGUUUGUGAAAGAAG